Messenger RNA from Scylla paramamosain (green mud crab), 979 nucleotides. RefSeq names its product cuticle protein 19-like. The transcript is spliced from 4 exons. The coding region runs from base 68 to 502 and encodes 144 amino acids. The record is from RefSeq and is a predicted model, not a curated record. Lineage: Eukaryota; Metazoa; Arthropoda; Malacostraca; Decapoda; Portunidae. Gene Ontology annotation, cellular component: extracellular matrix.
UCCUUCCACACACACACUCCUCCUCCUCCUCCUCCUCCACUUCCUCCACCUCCGUAAUCCAACAAACAUGUUCUCCUCAGUCGGCCUCCUCACCCUGGCCUUUGCUGCUGUUACUGCCGCCCCCACCCCAGAGCAGCCCAGUAACCAGUAUUCUGCCCCCAGUAACCAAUAUUCUGCGCCAACCAAUCAGGGUUACGAUCAGGUCAUUCCGUAUAACUUCGCUUACGGAGUGGAUGACCAGUAUGCAGGCACCCAGUUCAGCCAGAGCGAAGAGUCCGAUGGUGAGCAAGUGACCGGUUACUAUCAAGUGGUUCUUCCUGAUGGGCGUAUCCAGAAGGUGACCUACAUCGCUGACAACUACGGGGGCUACAGGGCUGAGGUCACGUACACAGGGGAGGCGCAGUACCCCAAGGAGUAUGGCGCCCCAGUGACUUUCAGACCCCAGACCGGCUACCAGCAACCCCAGACUGCCUACCAGCAACCCCAGCAAGGAUACGCCUAGAGUCACGAGUGAGUCACGAAUGAGUCACGAAAGAGUCACGACGGAGUUAGGAAUGUUUUACGAUGAUGUUACGGAUGUGGUGGUGUGUUCGCAAUUCGUCACCCCACACCUGACACACCUGUUGUAAGUUAAGGUUGCGCUUCUACGUACAGUGUUGUGGUGUUACGGCGUCACUCUCUCUCUCUCUCUCUCUCUCUCUCUCUCUCUCUCUCUCUCUCUCUCUCUCUCUCUCUCUCUCUCUCUCUCUCUCUCUCUCUCUCUCUCUGGUUUGUUUUCUAAUUGAAUUUUUACUUUGCUGUGGUUACAAUCUCUCUCUCUCUCUCUCUCUCUCUCUCUCUCUCUCUCUCUCUCUCUCUCUCUCUCUCUCUCUCUCUCUCCUGUAUAAUAAUAACCUGUGAUGCACCUCGAGUUAUUUAUUUACGUGUUGCUGGAAAUAAAAAAUACAAAAAAAGCUACAUAAUAAAAAGUUUAUUCAUA